Molecule: messenger RNA, 2399 nt
Organism: Archocentrus centrarchus (flier cichlid)
Lineage: Eukaryota; Metazoa; Chordata; Actinopteri; Cichliformes; Cichlidae
Product: pseudouridylate synthase 7 homolog-like protein
Exons: 11
Coding region: 124-2142 (672 amino acids)
Biological process (GO): pseudouridine synthesis
Cellular component (GO): nucleus
Molecular function (GO): RNA binding; pseudouridine synthase activity
Source: RefSeq, a predicted model, not a curated record
UACUGAAUCCACUCAGCGUGGUUGUGUUUACAGGCGUAUUGUUUACUUGCCGCCUGCAGCCGAAGCUCUCUGCUAUCAAUGUCGAGGAGUAAGUAAAAACAGACCUUUUUAGAUAUAGCGACCAUGAAGCAGGUUAGUGAGGCUGUGAAUGUACCUACAUGCUUCAUGUCAAACCAUGAAGGCUUUCUUGGAAGCAUCAAAAAUUUCAUUGAGGACUUUGUGGUGACUGAAAUAGACAUCUAUGGACAGCAUGUUAAGACACCAGCAGCCGCACAGACACCGGGCCGUGCCCCCUCGGAUGGAAACGACAGAACCAGAAGAGAAUAUAAAGAGGACAGUCAUUCCUCAGCCUCACAGGACACGGAUGUCCUUCUGGAUUGGGGAGAAGAUGACCCACUCCCUAGUCUAGGGAGUCUAGAUUUAGGUGUGAUUUUAGGUCAGUCAGUCAGCGAGGAGCUCGAGCAGUUUGUGUUAACUCUCAGAGAUAAAAAUCCCCCUGAGCUGGAGCUUUCCCUUGGUUCCUUUGCUGACAAACACCAAAGAGCCAGCGUCCAUCGGGCUGUCAGACACCGCUUCCCUUUCCUCAUGACUGUCACCAUUCAGCCAGAGAUCAGGGUGAGGGAGGACCCCGACUACAGAGAGCUCUCCCAGCUCGUUAAGGAGGACGAGGCGGAGGACUUUUUCAGGUUUAUAGAUGCUAAAGUGAGAGGUUCAUCCUAUACUUUUGGACCCGAUGACAAUAAGGAGCACAGGACGGCAGUCCAUCACUUCCUGAACCGAAGGUUUGGGAAACUGGUGGAGACUAAAAGCUUCAGCGACCAGGGGAGGACAUCAAUCUCAGUUAGGCUGAGGGAGCGAGGGAGGCCAAAGAAGAGAUCGGCGGAGGAACGUAAGGAAGAAGAAGUUUAUACUGCAUUCACUCUGUGUAAGGAAAACCUUGAAACUCUGGAGGCCAUCAGCUACAUGGCAGCAGUUCUCGGGGUCCUGCCGUCUGAUUUUACCUACGCUGGGAUCAAGGACAAGAGAGCGAUCACCUACCAGUCCAUGGUGGUCAAGAAGGUCUCACCUCAACGAUUGAAAGAAAAGAAUGCAGAGUUUGCGAAGAGAGGGAUGCGCGUGUCUCAGGUGCGUUCUGUCAGCGAGCCUCUCCGGCUGGGACGACUGCAGGGGAAUCACUUCGACCUGGUUGUCCGGGACCUGAGACCACAUGGGGCCGGCGACACACACUCUUCUGGUUCAGACUUGCACACUCGCCUGGCAGCACUGGUGAAAGAAGCAGUGGAUAAUGUCAAGACUAGAGGGUUUGUCAACUACUAUGGACCACAGAGGUUUGGGAGUGGACAGAGCGUUCAGUCUGAUCGAGUAGGACUAGCUCUACUGAAAGAGGACAUGGUGAGUGCUGUGCGUCUCUUCUUCACUCCAGAGGAAGGCGAUGAUCCUCAGAGUCAUGCGAAGAGACACUUCCUCCAAACAGAUAACGCCAAGGAGUCUUUAGCAUUGAUGCCGCUGUCCAAGCCCAGGGAGCGGUUGAUGCUUCGGGCCCUGAACCGCUAUGGUACAGGUCCUGAUGGUUGUAUCCAGGCAUGGCUCAGCCUGCCCCACAGCAUGAGAAUUUUCUACCCUCACGCCUAUUGUAGCAGAGUUUGGAAUGAGGCAGCGGCUCACAGGUUAACUACAAUGGGUCAUAGUGUCCGAAGAGGUGACCUGGUGUGGUUACGAGAGGGGCAAAACAAAAUGGAAGAUGCCAGAGAAACCAGCAUGGCUCAGAUCCAUGUGGUGACAGAUAAAGAGGAGCAAGAGGGUAUCUACAAACUGGAACAAGUUGUGUUACCGAUGCCAGGAAACACUGUGAAGUAUCCAGAAAAUGCCAUGGGAGCUUGGUACCAAGAGAGAUUGGCCAGAGACGGCCUGGAAGACUGCCGCUUCAGAGUCAGCAGCCUCAAACUGAACCUGCCUGGCUGCUACCGCCCCCUGCUGGCAGUGCCGCACAAACUCAGGUACCAGCUGCAGAGAGCAGCCAGCAGAGAGGGUGGAAGAGCGAUGACAGACUCUGACUCGCUCACUCUCACCCUAAACUUCGACUUGGACUCCUCCUGCUACGCUACCAUCUGCCUCAGAGAGAUCAUGAAGUGUGACCCCUAAAGGUCACGGGGACGUAAGUGUUGUAUUUGUUUGAAGGAGACGAAAGCUGUUUUUUACACUCCUUUGUACUCUAAUUGACAGUUAUCGUGAUAUGUUAUCAGUAGUAUUUUAGUUUAUUGUUGAAGUUUUGUUGUUAAAGACUGUAAGCAUAAAGAAAAAUAUUGUGCAGUUGAUAAAACGUAAUGAAAGGAGGCCACUGCCAAAUGUGAACAAAUGUACAUGUAAAAGAAUGUUUCCUGUGCCAUGAAUAAAUCCUC